Messenger RNA from Cryptomeria japonica (Japanese cedar), 2487 nucleotides. Its product is annotated as ATP-dependent 6-phosphofructokinase 6. Gene Ontology annotation, cellular component: cytoplasm. Gene Ontology annotation, biological process: glycolytic process; fructose 6-phosphate metabolic process. The transcript has 14 exons. Bases 385 to 2121 code for a protein of 578 amino acids. Gene Ontology annotation, molecular function: 6-phosphofructokinase activity; ATP binding. NCBI's taxonomy places the organism in Eukaryota, Viridiplantae, Streptophyta, Pinopsida, Cupressales, Cupressaceae. The record is from RefSeq and is a predicted model, not a curated record.
AGCAAAAUCUACAAAGCAGAGAAUAUAUUGUGUAAAGGUUUUUAAUCGUACACUCAAUUUGAAGACCGACACUGGAUAUUUUUGCAUACAGAUUACAGAGGCACAUAUUCAAGAAUCAUCAUUUUCACUUUACCUGACGUGAAGGUCGGAAAGGACAUUGAGAUGCCAAGGCCAGGUACAAGGAAACUCCGCUCGCAGAUUUUGCGAAACAGCAAACCACCUCAUUAGGAUCUCACAAUCAAAUAAAACCGCUUUUGUUUUAAGAAAUAAUAAAAUUCUUCGCCUCCCAAUCCAACCCAUAUAAAUUUGUGUUUCUUCGCCUUUUUUUGUUUUGUUUUGGCGCACUGUUCAUUGGCGAUUGUUGCAUUAACAAAGCACCUUGCCAUGUCCUCCCUGGUUUACUCUCGGCUUUUGACAAAUCAACUGGUAAGUAAAUUGCCGUCCAUUGACGGUCCUCCUUCCGGAUUUGCAAGAUGCGAGGACAGUGGACCAGCUACGGCAGGAGGAGGAUCGAAAGCUGCAAGGUUGAGGAUUGAUUUGACGUCCACAUUUCUGUCAGGGAACAGAAAUCCUCUGCUAAAGCGAAGGGGAAGUCUGUCCACUAGAUAUAAGGAAAACAAAACCAGAGCUAUAAAAUCCGAGCUUAAAAUCCAGACGGGAGAAUGUGGAUUUGUUUUGGAAGAUGUUCCUCAUCUGUCAGAUUACUUAUCAGACUUACCUACUUAUCUGAACCCUUUGCAAAACAAUCCUGCCUACUCAGCUGUCAAGCAAUACUUUGUUGAUCCGGAUAAUGUGGUUGCAAAGGAUAUUGUUGUUCAAAUAAACAGUCCCAGAGGACUUCAUUUCCGUCGAGCAGGGCCACGUGAAAGGGUGUAUUUCCAAUCAGAUGAAGUGCGUGCUUGUGUAGUGACAUGCGGUGGAUUAUGCCCAGGGCUGAAUACUGUCAUUCGAGAAAUUGUAUGUGGAUUAUGGUAUAUGUAUGGGGUUCGAGAUAUCAUUGGGAUCGAGGCUGGAUAUAGGGGAUUUUAUGCUCGCAAUACCAUUCCUUUAACACCUAAGGUGGUCAAUGAUAUUCAUAAGCGUGGAGGCACUAUUUUGGGCACUUCACGUGGCGGUCAUGAAACUUCAAAGAUAGUUGAUAGUAUUCAAGACCGUGGCAUUAAUCAGGUCUAUAUUAUUGGAGGUGACGGAACCCAAAAAGGAGCAGCUGUUAUUUAUGAGGAAAUUCAGAAGCGUGGCUUGAAAGUUGCAGUUGCAGGGAUACCUAAAACUAUUGACAAUGAUAUUGCAGUCAUUGACAGAUCCUUUGGUUUUGAUACGGCUGUAGAGGAAGCCCAACGUGCUAUAAAUGCAGCACAUGUAGAAGCAGAGAGUGUUGAGAAUGGUAUAGGUCUUGUGAAGCUCAUGGGUCGCUAUAGUGGGUACAUUGCCAUGUAUGCCACACUUGCCAGCAGGGAUGUGGAUUGUUGUCUAAUUCCCGAAUCACCAUUUUAUCUUGAAGGAAAAGGUGGCCUUUAUGAAUUCAUUGAAACACGCCUGAGAGAAAAUGGACAUAUGGUUAUAGUUGUUGCUGAAGGUGCUGGGCAGGAACUUGUUGCUGAAAGUAUGCAAAAUAUGGAUUCCCGCGAUGCAUCAGGAAACCGCUUGCUCCUUGAUGUUGGGUUAUGGCUUUCUCAAAAACUAAAGGAUCAUUUUGUGGAGUGCAAGGAAGUAUUAAACUUGAAAUACAUCGAUCCAACAUACAUGAUUCGUGCCAUCCCAAGCAAUGCCUCAGACAAUGUCUACUGCUCGCUUCUCGCUCAAAGUGCACUUCAUGGGGCCAUGGCAGGAUAUACAGGCUGCACUGUUGGGCCAGUUAAUGGGCGACAUGCUUAUAUACCAAUCUCUCGUGUUACAGAGUCUCCAAAUCGGGUGAAAACAACUGAUCGAAUGUGGGCUAGGCUACUCUCUUCCACUAACCAACCUAGUUUUAUAAACUACAAUGAAGUAAUGGAAGCCAAAAGGAAGAAAGCAUCGACCAAAUUGAUGGAACAGGUUGACAAUCAUUCAAAUGGACCUGUUGGCACGGAACUAGACGCUACAGUGGAAAAUCAGAGUAGCGACAAAAAGGAAGCUAAAUGACUAUUUCUGCUAUGGUUUGCAGGAAAACUAAGGGGAUUUUUCCAGCAGUUUUUGAAUGGAAGCUGAGGCCUUGUAGAUGUGUGCAUUUGGCUGUGUUAUACAACACAUUCUUAUAUAUAGUAGUUGGUUCGCAUGACCAAGUAGUCCAUAUUUACUUAAGAUUUCAACGUUUGUUCAAGCUUUAGAUGGUUAUGUACUUUUUUGGCGGUAUACAAGCCUUGAAUGUAUGUAACAAGCCAUAUUUGGCCUGCUGGACCUAGUUGAUUUUGGUUGGAUAUGUAUUAUGCAACUAGAGGAGCAGACCUAGAACUGGAAAUAAGUGUAUUCAUCAUGCUUUAUAUGAAAAGAUGGUCAUAUUUGGUAUAA